UCCGCGCUGGGACGGAACCCGGGUUUCUCUCAAACACGGAAUGUGAGGCCUGGGCUUGGCUUUCUCUGGCUCCGUGCCCCGCUGUUUACCCGGGCCUGCGUGCGACGCUGCUACCCUACAGCUCGCCCGGGAGGAGCCAGGGCGGCUGUGCGCUUCUGCCCUGCGCCCGCGUGGCUGCCGCCGCCCGUCCGAAUCCUCCGGGGCCGCAGAGGAGUUCGCUACGGAGGGAGGCGGGGGCCUUCGGGAGGAGGAGGCGGAGGAGGCGGAGGAGGAGGGAAGGAAGAUGGCGGCCGUGGAACUAGAGUGGAUCCCGGAGACUCUCUAUAACACCGCCAUCUCCGCUGUCGUGGACAACUACAUCCGCUCCCGCCGAGACAUCCGCUCCUUGCCCGAGAACAUCCAGUUCGAUGUUUACUACAAGCUUUACCAACAGGGACGCUUAUGUCAACUGGGCAGUGAAUUUUGUGAAUUGGAAGUUUUUGCUAAAGUAUUGAGAGCUUUGGAUAAAAGACAUUUGCUUCACCAUUGUUUCCAGGCUUUGAUGGAUCAUGGUGUGAAAGUUGCUUCAGUCUUGGCCUACUCAUUCAGUAGACGGUGCUCUUACAUAGCAGAAUCAGAUGCUGCGGUAAAAGAGAAAGCCAUUCAGGUUGGCUUUGUUUUAGGUGGCUUUCUUUCAGAUGCAGGCUGGUACAGUGAUGCUGAGAAAGUUUUUCUGUCCUGUCUUCAGUUGUGUACUCUACAUGAUGAGAUGCUUCAUUGGUUUCGUGCAGUAGAAUGUUGUGUGAGGUUGCUUCAUGUGCGAAAUGGAAACUGCAAAUAUCACUUGGGUGAAGAAACAUUUAAGUUAGCUCAGACAUAUAUGGAUAAACUUUCAAAACAUGGCCAGCAAGCAAACAAAGCUGCACUGUAUGGAGAACUGUGUGCACUACUCUUUGCAAAAAGUCACUAUGAUGAGGCUUACAAAUGGUGCAUCGAGGCAAUGAAAGAAAUCACAGUGGGCUUACCAGUCAAAGUUGUGGUGGAUGUUUUAAGACAAGCUUCUAAGGCUUGUGUUGUAAAACGUGAAUUUAAGAAAGCAGAACAGUUAAUUAAACAUGCAGUGUAUUUGGCACGGGAUCAUUUUGGAUCCAAACACCCAAAAUAUUCUGAUACACUGCUAGAUUAUGGGUUCUACUUACUCAAUGUAGAUAAUAUCUGUCAGUCUGUUGCAAUUUAUCAGGCAGCCCUUGACAUUCGGCAGUCAGUGUUUGGCGGCAAAAAUAUUCAUGUAGCGACAGCUCAUGAAGACUUGGCUUAUUCUUCUUAUGUUCACCAGUAUAGCUCUGGGAAAUUUGACAAUGCACUAUUUCAUGCCGAAAGAGCUAUUGGUAUCAUUACCCACAUCCUACCUGAAGAUCAUCUUCUUUUGGCUUCUUCAAAGAGGGUGAAAGCCCUUAUUUUAGAGGAGAUUGCAAUCGACUGUCAUAAUAAAGAAACUGAACAGAGGCUGCUUCAAGAAGCUCAUGAUUUGCACCUGUCCUCACUCCAACUAGCUAAAAAAGCUUUUGGGGAAUUUAAUGUACAGACUGCAAAACACUAUGGAAACCUUGGAAGACUUUACCAGUCAAUGAGAAAAUUUAAGGAAGCUGAAGAAAUGCAUAUCAAAGCAAUUCAGAUAAAAGAGCAACUUCUUGGUCAAGAAGAUUAUGAAGUAGCCCUUUCAGUAGGACAUCUGGCUUCUCUAUACAAUUAUGACAUGAAUCAGUACGAAAAUGCUGAGAAACUUUAUUUGCGAUCCAUAGCAAUUGGGAAGAAACUGUUUGGUGAAGGCUACAGUGGACUAGAAUAUGAUUACCGAGGUCUCAUUAAACUUUACAACUCCAUUGGAAAUUAUGAGAAAGUGUUUGAAUAUCACAAUGUUCUGUCUAACUGGAACCGGUUGCGAGAUCGUCAGUAUUCGGUGACCGAUGCUCUUGAAGAUGUCAACACCAGCCCCCAAUCCACUGAAGAAGUGGUGCAGUCCUUCUUGAUUUCUCAGAAUGUUGAGGGACCGAGCUGCUGAGGGAGGACCUCAGUUAACUAAUUUACCUUUUCCCAGAUUCCAGGGAAUUCAUACUGUGAAAUCAAAACCAUGUUGUUUUUUGGGGCUGGAAUUUGCAUUGAAACACUGGUCCAGUCCAUUGACCCUAUUUGGGUGAUCCCUACCUUGCAGAGUGUCCGUAGGAAUAAGCAUAUAUUCAGUUAUAUUCAGCAUGUACCGCAUGUAUAAGUAGUCUGGCCCAUAUUUUCAACCUAGUAGAACAAACAACAGGAAAUCUUUUUUUCUUUUCCAUUUUAAAAAAUAAUUCCUUUUGCAGAAAGCCUGAAAAGAACCCCUAAAUAAAACUAUUUAAGAGUUUAAAAGAGUUGCAUUCUUAUUACGUAAGGAUGAUUUUAACAACUUUUUAACAUAUUCUUCCUUGUGGAGGUAUUCAAUACUGUAUUGUAAAGAAAUUUUAUGGGGAAAAUCUUUAUAUGCAGUAUAGAAAAGUUAACACAGUACUAGUAGAAGAGGGACAUCCUGACUUAGGUUUGGCUACCUUACCCAGAGAAGUGGAUACAACCACUCCAGAGCUCUAUUACAGGGAAGGAUUGUCAGAUUCAUCUGAACUGGACCAGUGUUGAUCUGUAAGUAAUAGAAAAGCUGACAGACCAGCAGUUUUAUUAACCCUUUGGUUGUUUCAGGGUUUUUUGGUAUAACAAUGCAAGAUGCUCUGAAAGCGUUUGCGAACAGGACCAGGAGGACUUAAAAAGGACCAGCCUAAUGUAGAAAGGGGUUAUUUGGACCAGAGGCUUUAGGUAAUUAUUUUAGCCCCUGCAUAUACUUUUAUCAGUAGAAUGUUUCAUUUAGAGGUAUAAUGAAAAGUGAUAAUGCAAAAAUUAUAUUCAUGUAAUUAGACACCAAACUAGGGAGAUUUGGCAGUUUCGAUGGUGUAUCUUUAGUCAGUGUGCACAGAUGGCAAUGCCAUAAGCAAGUCUAUAAAUAUCUGCUGCAACCAUCCCCCUUAUUUUAAAUGUUACCCUAAU
This is a messenger RNA of Odobenus rosmarus divergens (Pacific walrus), 3045 nucleotides long. RefSeq names its product amyloid beta precursor protein (cytoplasmic tail) binding protein 2 (gene APPBP2). Lineage: Eukaryota; Metazoa; Chordata; Mammalia; Carnivora; Odobenidae. Gene Ontology annotation, biological process: intracellular protein transport. The record is from RefSeq and is a predicted model, not a curated record. The transcript has 13 exons. Gene Ontology annotation, molecular function: protein binding. Bases 284 to 2041 code for a protein of 585 amino acids.